UUCUUUCAGUGUGAGUGAAAUUCUUCCCCACUGUGGAGUUGUCUGCACAAGACUCUAUGCACUGCAUAGUCAGUUAAUGCAUGAUGUGCAGCUGGGACAGGCAGAUAUAAAAUGUCCAAUCACAGAGUGCAGUGAAUACCUGGAUGAAACAACUGUCCUCUACAACCUGCCACAUGAUGACAUCAUCAAGUAUAAAUACUUCCUGGAACUCAGCCGUAUUGACUCCAGCACCAAGCCAUGCCCUCAAUGCAAACACUUUACCACUUUCAGGAGGAGAGGUCACAUUCCAACCCCUACGAAAUUGGAGAACAAAUACAAAAUCCAGUGUCCAACUUGCCAGUUUGUCUGGUGUUUUAAAUGCCACUCCCCCUGGCAUGAAGGUGUUAACUGUAAAGAAUACAAAAAGGGAGACAAGCUGUUGCGUCACUGGGCCAGUGAGAUUGAACAUGGGCAAAGGAAUGCCCAGAAAUGUCCAAAAUGCAAGAUCCACAUCCAGAGAACAGAAGGGUGUGACCACAUGACCUGUUCACAAUGUAACACUAAUUUCUGUUACCGCUGUGGGGAGAGAUACCGCCAGCUCCGUUUCUUUGGAGAUCACACAUCAAACCUCAGUAUAUUUGGAUGCAAAUAUCGCUACCUCCCUGAGAGACCGCAUUUAAGGAGAUUAGUGCGAGGCUCUGUCUGUGCUGGAAAAUUACUCAUUGCACCCUUAAUACUGGUAUUGGGACUGGCACUGGGAGCUAUAGCUGUUGUAAUAGGUUUAUUUGUGUUUCCUAUCUAUUGCCUUUGUAAAAAGCAGAGGAAAAGGUCACGGACAGGUAUGCCCUGUUAAGAAUUUUUCAUGUCAAUCUACAUUCUCCUGCUUCAUAUCCAGAAAUUGCAAGUACAAGGAGGUAAAUUUACAUUUGUCUGUUUGUGCCAUCUCAUAAUAGAAUGUUUACCUUAUUGCCAGUUGUUACACAUUGUAUUUAAUCAUAUUCCCAACUCACAAACUGAUUGUUAAAGUGGCUAAAGAAGGAAAUAAUUGCAUUUGAAAUUGACCACUUGAGACAAUAUUGGUACAGUAUUACUAUUAGCUAAUGCAGUUUAGCAUGUGUAAAUAGUAUUACAUUUGGAAUUAUAGUAUAAGAAUUUUAUCAUUAUAUAAUAUUGUUCAGUUUAAUAGCAAUGGCUCCUAAAAAGAGAAUGAUCUUAGGCUAGUAUAAAUGAAUAUAACUCAAUAGACUUCAGUGAAGCUAGGCAGAUCUAUAAAAGCUGAGGAUCUGACCUCUUAUAUUUUCUGGGAAAAUUUAAAAACAAACUCCCAAUGUCUCCUUUGGCAUUUUAAAUUAAAUUUCUAAAAAAAAUUCCAAAAUUAGACAGCCCAAAAUCUUUUUUUGUCCAAUCUUGAACUGUUCAGGGCCAAAUUUCUUCUCUUUAGUGGCAAUUAAAUCAUUGAAAUACAAAAAAUAACCUAUUUUAUCUGAUAUAGAUAAGUACAAUAUAUGGUGAGAAAAUAAAAACAUUACUCCUGCUUCUAACAUGGUUCAGAACACAGGUGCUGAUCCUACUUCCAGCAAAAUCAGUGACAAAUCUUUCUCCCUUCAUAUGAAGUAGAUAGGAAUGCUGGGGCAAGAGGGAAUUUGGAUUCAUCUAGUAAGUAGUUUCUAGAAAUUUUAAAAUGAAAAGAUGCACGCAUGACUAGGACUCUAAUAUGUCUCUUAGCUAGUCAACAGAGAGAGAAACGUAAAGGCCAUUACAAAUUGGAAAAGUGAGUAUAAUAUUAACACUUGCUUUUCAGUUUUGGUUUAGUGUUUGGUUUGUAUUGUGUAUUGACAGCAUGUUUUUAUUAACCUAUGUUAGUGCCUUAUUGCUUGAAUCAGUUGAGUUUUCCUUUAUAAAAAAGCCAUAUAGGAAGUAGUGACAAGUUGAUUGCUAUAUAUAGACAUCUUUAGGCCAAAAGUCUUUUAUUCUGAAACAGGGAUAUUGCAACAUAAUACAUUUUAGGAACAAGAAAGGUACUCUCAUCUGUUUAAUUUUGCUUGAUCUUAAUCCUGUCUUUCUGUUUUUUAAACUACUAUUCACCCCCCCCCUUCCAGAAAUGCAUCUAAAUAUAUGUUGUCAGUGUUCUUUUUGUCUUCUAAUAAAAGUACCUGUCGGUUUUGACAAAACCUUUCAGGCCAAAUUUUAGAUGAGAGAGAGUGGUGGAGCCAGGUUUACAACCUUGGAGGGCAGUGGGUCAUUUGUGGAGACUCCCUGUUCGAUGGGUGUACUCCUUCUCUGUAGCUGCAUCCUCUUUGCCCUGCCAAGGGAGUACCUACUUCCUGCAGCUGCACCCUCCAUCCCAGCACCAGAACCCUAAUCCUGGUGCAAUGCAGGAAGGAGGCCUUGGGGAUGGAGGCAGGGGAGGGCUGGAGAGCAAGCCUGCCCCACACUCACAUAGCAGUGGUGGCUCCUGACCCACAGGGCUGAGCCUAGCUCUCUACUCUGGGUAUUACAACCUAGCACACAGGUCAUCAGAGCACCAUUUAGGUUUGGCCUGGUCACCUUUUCAUCACGACAGACGGGCAGCCAGGCCAAAUUUGAAUGAGUGUCAUUGUGAUGUGGCACACGGGGUUGCUAUACCACUUGAACCUGUGUGCCAUGUUGCAAUUCCUGAAAUGGCCAACCAGGCCCAGCCACAUGGGACAGGAGCAGAUGCUGCUGGGUGAGUUUGGGGUGGGCUUGCAGUGUCUGUGGCAUCCAAGGAUGCUUGAAGAGACAUCCUGGCUAAUAUUUGACCCUCCAUGAUGAUGGGCUGAAACUUUUCCCUCUGAAAAUGUUGUCAUACACCUCCUUUUGUCAGUUACAUAAUAUGCUUGAAAAGACACCACACAGACACCUAAAGACCCAUGGGGGAGGGAGGGGCAGUUGCCCCCUACCCCUCUAUUAGUUCUGCUACUUAUUUUUGUGUGAAGAGACUUGAAUUAAUUUGAAACAGAUACAGGCCAUACUGAGUAAGCAACAUUAGUUGUCCCUCUGUCUCAAAAAGGAGGAUGUGAUUCCUCCCUUCUGUGAGAAUAUUGGGUGAAGUCCCGGCUCCUACUGACUUCAUUGAAGGCCAGGAUUUCCCCACUAUAUUCUAGAUCGUGUGAAGUACUUACAUAUGUACCAUAAAAAGUUACUGAUCCCUUUUUUUGUCUCUUUCCUCAAAUCUGGUGUCAGAAUAAGGAUUAUAUUCUGUUUCUGAAUUUUUGUAGAUUCUUCUGAACUGUUGAAAAUCUAAAAAAAAAUUAGACCAAUAAAAUGUCAAUUGUCAAAAGAAAAUUACUGUAGGCAAACUGAUUUUUAGAUGAAAACUGAUGCUUGUUUUGGAAAAUUAUUUCUUCAUGAAACUAUGGUCAUAAAUAGGCUUCCUUUAUAAACUGUUUUCUACACUCUGUUAGUUUGACCAAAAAUAAGGUUGUGGGGAUUUUGUUCCUGUUACUGAAAUUUCUGAAUUAUAGAAUUCUGGAAUAUGUUUCAUCCAGUGCAGUUAGCUUAAAUUACAGUAAGGAAAAUAUUUGAAGAAAUUAUUAUUCCCACCUGCAGUUUGACUUUUUUAUAAAGAAACAUACAAGUACUUCACUAGGAUUCAGUCAGACACGCUACAAUUCUGAAGUUACUAAGAACAGGGAAUUUGACUGAGAGUCUCAUUUCAGUGAGACUUAUUGAAUUGCCAUAACCCUUGUUGAUACCCUCUCAUACCAAUAGCUUUAUUCUUGUAUUAUCUUAAAUUUAUCAGAAUUAAGUACUCUACAGCCUACUGAAUGAGAGAUCAUGUAUCAUAAGACUUCAGCUAUCAUAAGAGAAACAUGCAGUAUUUGUGUAACAAAUUGUUCCCUCAAAAGCACAUUCCUCUCUGUUUCCAUGCAAAAUACUGAAAGAUAAUGGACAAUUCUUCCCUUGUGUUUCUAUUUGAAAAUUACAUUAUACAGCAAAAUUAUUUAAGAUAACAUUUUAGCAAGAGUGAUUGUGUCUAUACUAAAUUUGUGAAUGUUAAUCUAAACAUCUCUAUGCUACAGUAAUUUGACAAAAAAAAUCUCAAUAGAUGAUUUUAAGCAGUAUUUUUUUUACUAAUCUACCUUCUAGACUGAUACUUUAGAAUUAUAUCAAUGGCUAUUACUGCAUAUGCUCCCUCCAUUAUUGCUUCAGUUUGUGUCAAUGUUUUGUAACGAAUAUUUUUUUGCUCUCCUUUUGAGUGCCUUUUGUUUUAGGUGGCCUAUAGACAAUGUUUGUCCUCUAUCAUCCUCUGUACAAUCUGCCAUAGUAGUGUCUGACUAAACUUGUUCUAAUGAAUGUAUAACUAAUAAUUAAAAAUGAAUCCUGUUCUUCAAAAACAUUUAAACACAGGUUGUAUAUGCACAUGUACAAAAACAUGGAAACAAGGAAAAGCGUCAUCCUGCUGGACAGGACCUUUUGAAAUUAAGUGAAAUUUUUAACAGUUUAUUUUCAAAAUGGUACCUCACUAAUAUUCAUGUAUAAGUAUGUCAUUGUACUGUUCCACUUUGCUAAAUCCAAUCACACUUACUGUAGGCAUUUUCAGUAAAGAGUGUCCAGUGAAUUUGGUGUAUAUCCUGUGGGUGAAGUUCAUAAAUCAGAAGCUUAGGGUGCUUCAGUGCUUUUGAAUGCAUCCCUUUGACUUUCAUCAUAUUCUAAUAUCCCUUAUUUAUGAGGAAUUAAAAGGAAAUUUCCUCAUGAUGAAAUUGGAGGAUGUUAUAAAAAGAAUCUGAAUGCACUUCACCUGUUCUAGACCUAAUCUUGGGAAACCGUGUUCUGAGUGUGUUAACAUAUGGAUUGUGUGAAAGUAUACACAGUGGAGUUUUUCUUUACUUGCAUGCUGAGGGUCGUACAGUGUCAUCUAGUAAUGUCUACCUAAUAAAGUUUUGGAGAAGAAAAAGCUA
Mauremys mutica (yellowpond turtle) is the source of this 4901-nucleotide messenger RNA. RefSeq names its product ring finger protein 217 (gene RNF217). The transcript is spliced from 7 exons. Gene Ontology annotation, biological process: ubiquitin-dependent protein catabolic process; protein polyubiquitination; positive regulation of proteasomal ubiquitin-dependent protein catabolic process. The record is from RefSeq and is a predicted model, not a curated record. Gene Ontology annotation, cellular component: cytoplasm; ubiquitin ligase complex. Gene Ontology annotation, molecular function: zinc ion binding; ubiquitin protein ligase activity; ubiquitin conjugating enzyme binding. Lineage: Eukaryota; Metazoa; Chordata; Testudines; Geoemydidae. Bases 77 to 832 code for a protein of 251 amino acids.